Molecule: messenger RNA, 934 nt
Organism: Schistocerca cancellata (South American locust)
Lineage: Eukaryota; Metazoa; Arthropoda; Insecta; Orthoptera; Acrididae
Product: protein lethal(2)essential for life-like
Exons: 4
Coding region: 115-663 (182 amino acids)
Biological process (GO): protein refolding; response to heat
Molecular function (GO): protein folding chaperone
Source: RefSeq, a predicted model, not a curated record
CAGCCUAUAUAAUCGUUGGCGCGGGCUCGAAGCGCACGAUUUGCCGCCGUGUACAGAAAGUGCGCAAACCGAGCGAAUCUUUCGAAGUUACAGCAGCGCUUUCGUUCGUAAAAGAUGGCUCUGACACCGAUGAUCCGCCACUUGCUUGACGAUGUCGACAGACAGAUGUCAUUAUUCGACCAAAAUUUCGGCUUGGGUCUGACACACGACGAUUUGCUUCUCCCUCGUCUGUCUGUUGUCCCUAGUCUUUCUGGAUAUUACAGACCAUGGCGUCAUUUGGCAGCUCGUAACUCCGGCGUAUCUACCAUUCAGAAUAACAAAGAUGGGUUUAAGGUCAAUUUAGACGUCCAGCAGUUCAAACCGGAGGAGCUGACGGUAAAAGUGGUAGGCGACAGUGUGGUGGUAGAGGCAAAACAUGAGGAGCGUAAAGAUGAGCACGGAUACAUCUCGCGCCAGAUGCAGCGUCGCUAUUUGCUGCCGAAGGACGUCGUGACUGACCAGGUGCAGACGCAACUAUCAUCAGACGGCGUCCUCACCAUCUCGGCACCAAAGAAGGCUCUCCCUCCAGCAGAGGGCAGUGAGCGUGUAGUACAAAUUGUGCAAACAGGUGUUCCAGCAGUUACCGACCAGCAACAGCAGGGAGGAGAGAAGAUGGAGCAGUGAAAUCUUCAUUGAUGUGCAAACUAAAUUUUGUUGUUGUAUUGAUUGGUUAUUUCUUUGCCAUUAUGUUUUUCCUCCAAGAAAUUUAACAUUUCCCUUUUGUCUCUGAUAAGCUUUACAUAUGUCAAAGAUAGCAUUUAAUGACUUAAAUUAAUUUAAGUGUAAAACAUGUUUCAUACAAGUUAUCACAAAUGUCUUGUGGUGAAUAAUUAUCACUAGAAACAGAACACAAUAUAAGACUGAUAGUAUUUGUGUUGUGAAAUGGUAAAUAAAA